GGUAUCCAAAAGAAUCCGCACUCAUCAAGUUCUCAAAUUCAAAGCAUUUGUACGUAGCCAACACCCAGCAGUAGCAAUGGGUGAGAUAUUUAGGAAGACCGUCGAAAAAAAUGAGAGUGGGGGAAGCAAAUUGAAGCUUCGCCGUUCAGAAUUUGACAAACUUCCAAAGGAGGAGUUCUCGGUUAGAGAUAAUCGGAGUGAAGAUAGAAUAUGGAAGUGUCACCGCAGCCGCCAGUCCGGUCAGUACUAUCUUGUUAUAGAUGGGAAUGAUUUUGUUAUUAACGAUGGUAGCAAGAUCAGCCUUCUCGACGAAGCUAAUCAUUGCGACCCGGAAGCUACGCGGUACAAAUUUGAAGUCGAAAAUAAUUGAGAAAGUGGCUGUUCAUAUUUUUAUACAUGCUUUUAAGUAUUCUCUAGUUAAGUGUCUUUUUUAGAGUAAAAUAUGUUUUUUUCA
Molecule: messenger RNA, 454 nt
Organism: Rubroshorea leprosula
Lineage: Eukaryota; Viridiplantae; Streptophyta; Magnoliopsida; Malvales; Dipterocarpaceae
Source: the annotation of a GenBank genome assembly